UUCCGGGGGGUUGGGCCCAGCGCCGGGCGCCGGUUGAGACACCUCUCGGCGUCCAUGGAGGCGCCGGUGGAGGCGGAAGGCGAGAAUGAGGACGGCGACAGCAGCUGCGGGGACCUGUGCUGCAUGGACAAAGGCCUGCGGAGCAUAUCAGAGUUAUCCUUAGAUUCAACCCUCCAUGCCAUCAAUCUGCAUUGCAACAACAUCUCGAAGAUCGAAGGCAUUGAUCGUGUUUGGAAUUUACAACAUUUAGAUCUGUCAUCUAAUCAAAUAAGUCAAAUAGAAGGGCUAAGCACCCUGACGAAGCUUCGCACUUUAAAUCUGUCCUGCAAUCUGAUCACCAGGGUAGAAGGACUUGAAGCACUAAUUAAUCUGACUAGACUGAAUUUAUCCUAUAACCACAUAAAUGAUCUUAGUGGUCUGAUGGCCCUUCAUGGGAUCAAACACAAGCUGAGGCAGGUGGACCUGCACGGGAACUGCAUAGACAGCAUCCAUCACUUGCUCCAGUGUGUGGUCGGCCUGCACUUCCUGACUCACCUGGUUCUGCAGAAGGAUGGCGAGGACAACCCUGUGUGCCGUGUGCCAGGGUACCAGGCAGUUAUGCUGCAGACUCUGCCGCAGCUUCAAACCCUGGACUGCAAGAACACAUUCGGCGAACCAGUGAGCCUGUCGGAGAUGAACUCCUCCAGUCUGCAGUGCUUUGACGGUCUUUUGGAUAAACUAGGUUCAUCUGAUUGUCCCCUCAAUAUAAGUGAAGACGAGGUCGUUGAUGGUGUGCCAUUGGUGACGGCCCCCCUCGGUGACAACAUGGCCCCGCUUGACCAGUUUGCAGAUAACCCGGCCGAAACUGGGCUGCCAUCCUUCAUGUCUGUGUGCCCGUCUUCUGAACCAGAGAAGGCUGAUCAUGACACCGAUUUUCAGAAUGAGAUGAAACUUCAGAAAUUAGAUGAUCAGUUUUUACAGCUUCUCAAUGAAACUUCUAGUUCUUUAAUAGAUAAUGUUCCCGAGAAAGACCUGAGACAGAAAAGAGACACAGAUAUGACUUCGGAAAGUGACUAUGGAAACAGGAAAGAAUGUAAUAGAAAAAUUCCUCGAAGAUCAAAAAUCCCGUAUUAUUCCAGAACAAUUCAGACUAUUAAGCAUCACAACAAAAGCAGCAACCCUUCCGUAAGCUGUAAUCGUAAAACGAAACAGCCUUACUUUAAAGACUUGUAUGUAAGGUCAUCUCUAGCCAACUGCAACCAAUUGGAAGAAGCAGAAGAGCAGAAGAUGGACAUGGUUAAAGUGGACAACAGUGGCUCGGAAGACAACACCUACCGGACACUUGUUGAACAGCUGGACCAGGAGAGGGAGAAGAGGUGGAAAGCUGAACAAGCUGAAAAGAAGCUCAUGGACUAUAUCGACGAGCUGCACAAACAUGCAAACGAAAAGAAGGACAUCCACAGCCUGGCUCUGCUCACCUCGGACAGGUUAAAGGAAAUUAUUUUUAAAGAGAGAAAUUCCAAAGUGCAACUUGAAGUUAUGGUUCACAGACUUCAAAAUGAAAUAAAAAAACUAACUAUUGAGUUACUUAAAGCGCGAGAUCAACAGGAAGACCACAUCCGACACCUGCGAGCCCUGGAGAGGGCGCUGGAGAAGAUGGAGAGGCAGAAAGGGCAGCAGCAGGCGGCCCAGAUGCGGCUUAUUGAGGAGGUGGAGCUCAAAGCAGCAGCUGCUGACCAGGAAAUCAACUUGCUUCGGACCUCCCUUCAUCAAGAGAAGGAGCAGGUGCAGCAGCUGCAUGAUCUUCUGGCGCUGAAGGAGCAGGAGCACAGGAAAGAACUUGAAACCAGAGAGUUUUUCAGUGAGGCCGAGCUGCAGGAAGCCGUGGCCAAGGAGGUGGCCAGAGCGGAGGCGAAGCACGAGCAGGAGGUCCAGGAGCACCGCGCGAAGGUGGACGCCCUGCAGCAGCAGUACCGGGACCUGGAGAACGAGUUCCGCAUCGCGCUGACUGUCGAGGCCAGGAGAUUCAAAGAUGUUAAAGAUGGUUUUGAAAGUGUUGCAACUGAGUUAGCAAAGAGCAAGCAUGCUCUUGUGUGGGCCCAACGGAAGGAAAACGAGUCUUCCUCUUUAAUUCAAGAUCUGACCUGCAUGGUGAAGGAGCAAAAGGCGAAGCUGGCAGAGGUCUCCAAACUGAAGCACGAGACCGCAGCCAGCCUGCAGAAUCAGAUCAGCACCUUCGAGAUUCUGAUUGAAGACGACAAGCAGAAGAGCGUCCAGAUCGAGCUGCUCAAACACGAGAGAGUCCAGUUGAUUUCCGAGCUCGCAGCCAAGGAGUCGCUCAUUCACGGUCUACGGACAGAGAGAAAAGUGUGGGGACACGAGCUGGCGCAACAGGGAUCCUGUCUGGCCCAGGACCGAGGGAAACUGGAGGCGCAGAUCGAAAGCUUGUGUAGAGAGAAUGAGUCUCUGCGGAAGGCAAGUGAAUGCGACAGGGACACGCUGCGGAUCAAGUGCAAAAUCAUAGAGGACCAAACUGAGACCAUCGGAAAGUUAAAAGUUAGUUUACAGGAAAGAGAGGAACAAAUCAAAGAAUUACAGGACAGCAUCGCCGAGAUACAGAAGUGCUCUCAGGAGCAGCUCGAGGAGAAGUCUUCGCAGCUGGACGACAUCAUCGAGAAGCUGGAGAGACACAACGAAAGGAAAGCUACACUGAAGCAGCAGCUGCAGGCCAAGGAGCUGGAGCUGGAAGAAAUCAGAAAAGCCUACAGCACGCUCAACCAGCGGUGGCACGACAAGGGGCAGCUGCUCAGCAGCCUGGAGAUGCAGGUGAAGGACGUGAAGGAGAAGUUCGAGAACAAGGAGCGGAAGCUGAAGUCGGAGCGAGACAGAAGUUUGGAACUGCAGAAGGAUGCUAUGGAAAAGCUCUACAGUAUGGAUGAUGCCUUUAAAAAACAAGUGCAAGCAAUUGUUGAAGCUCAUCAUGCUGAAAUAAUGCAACUGGAAAGUGAAAAGCAGAAAUAUAUUGAUUCUGCAAAUUUAAAGUGCUUGUGUUCCAGUCACAUUUAUUUCACUUAAUAACGGCCUCAAAGUGCAAGAGUAGUGAUGCUGGCAACUCGAUUGUGCUGAAGAGAAGCCAUCGCGAGCUCCCUUUAACUGGAAAGGUGAACAUUCUGGGCUUAAUAAGGAAAAAAAGAAUCCUAUGCUGAGGUUGCUAAAAUCUACAGUACGAACGAAUCUUCCAUCUCGAAAUUGUGAAGAAGGAAGAAGAAUCUAUGCUAGUUUUGCUGCCGUGCCCCAAACUGCAGAGUCAUGGCUCAGAGCAUG
Molecule: messenger RNA, 3303 nt
Organism: Molossus molossus (Pallas's mastiff bat)
Lineage: Eukaryota; Metazoa; Chordata; Mammalia; Chiroptera; Molossidae
Gene: LRRCC1
Product: leucine rich repeat and coiled-coil centrosomal protein 1
Exons: 19
Coding region: 55-3054 (999 amino acids)
Cellular component (GO): cytoplasm; centrosome
Molecular function (GO): protein binding
Source: RefSeq, a predicted model, not a curated record